AUGGGGCUGCGAACAAGGCGCUCUGCGCCCCGGAGCCCGGGAGCCGCGGGCCGGGGCGGGGGCCGGGGCGUCCGGCAGCUGCUCCCGCUGCUCCCGCCGCUGCUGCUGCUGCUGCGGUGCCCGGGCGCCCGCGGGGCUGGGGCUGGGGCUGCGGCGCCGGGCGAGGCGGACGCGCCCACCCUCUAUCUGUGGAAGACUGGUCCGUGGGGCCGGUGCAUGGGAGAUGAGUGCGGCCCGGGAGGCAUCCAGACCCGCGCGGUGUGGUGCGCGCACGUGGAAGGAUGGACGACGCUGCACACCAACUGCAAGCAGGCCGAGAGGCCCGGCAACCAGCAGCGCUGCUUCAAGGUGUGCGACUGGCACAAGGAGCUGUACGACUGGAGGCUGGGGCCCUGGGACCAGUGCCGGCCCGUGGUCUCCAGGAGCCUGGAGAAGGCCCUGGAGUGCGUCAAGGGGGAAGAAGGCAUCCAGGUGAGGGAGGUCACGUGCAUGCAGACGGAGAAGGGCGUUCCGGCGGAGGAGGACCUCAUCUGCGAGUACUUCGAGCCCAAGCCGCUGCUGGAGCAGGCCUGCCUCAUCCCCUGCCAGCAGCCCUGCGUCGUGUCCGAGUUCUCCGCCUGGUCCCAGUGCUCCAAGACGUGCGGCAGCGGCCUCCAGCACCGCACCCGCCACGUGGUGGCGCCGCCCCAGUUCGGGGGCUCGGGCUGCCCGAACCUGACCGAGUUCCAGGUGUGCCAGUCCAGCCCGUGCCAGGCCGCCCAGAGCCCGCACAGCCUGCACGCGGGGCCCUGGAGCGCCUGCACCGCGCCCCCCUCCCGGCAGGCCAGGCAGGCCCGGCGGCGGGGCAGGAACAGAGAGCAGCGGGAGCGGGACCGGGGGAAAGCCCUGAAGGACCCGGAGGCCCGGGAGCUCAUCAAGAAAAAGAGAAACAGGAACAGACAGAACCGCCAGGAGAACAGAUACUGGGACAUCCAGAUCGGCUAUCAGACCAGAGAGGUCACCUGUACCAACAAGACCGGGCAGGCUGCGGAACUGAGAUUGUGCCAGCAGGAGAAGUUGCCAAUGACCUUCCAGUCCUGUGUGAUCACCAAAGAGUGCCAGGUGUCGGAGUGGUCCGAGUGGAGCCUCUGCUCAAAAACGUGCCACGAUAUGGUGUCCCCUAAAGGCACUCGUGUAAGGACACGGGUCAUCAGGCAGUUUCCCAUUGGCAGCGAGGAAGAGUGUCCAGAACUUGAGGAAACUGAACCCUGCGUGUCUCAAGGAGAGGCAGCUGCCCCCUGCGCCACGUAUGGCUGGAGAGCCACAGAGUGGACCGAGUGCCGUGUGGACCCUUUGCUCAGUCAGCAGGACAAGAGGCGAGGCAACCAGACGGCCCUCUGUGGAGGGGGGAUCCAGACCCGAGAAGUGUACUGUGUGCAGACCAAUGAAAACCUCCUCUCACACUUAAAGACACACAAGGACAAAGAAGCCCCCAAACCAGUGGAUUUGAAGUUAUGCACCGGCCCUGCUCCUAACACCACACAGCUGUGCCACAUCCCCUGUCCAAUUGAAUGUGAGGUUUCACCUUGGUCAGCUUGGGGACCUUGUACUUAUGAGAACUGUAAUGACCAGCAAGGCAAAAAAGGUUUCAAACUGAGGAAGCGGCGCAUUACCAACGAGCCCACCGUAGGCUCGGGGGGCACUGGGAGCUGCCCUCACUUACUGGAGGCCAUUCCCUGCGAGGAGCCAUCCUGCUACGAGUGGAAGGCAGUGAGGCUUGGAGACUGUGAGCCAGACAAUGGCAAAGAGUGUGGUCCAGGCACUCAAGUUCAGGAGGUUGUCUGCAUCAACAGUGAUGGAGAAGAAGUUGACAGACAGCUGUGCAGAGAUGCUAUCUUCCCCAUCCCUGUCGCCUGUUAUGCCCCGUGCCCAAGGGACUGUGUGCUCACCAUGUGGUCUUCCUGGUCUUCCUGCUCACACACCUGCUCAGGGAAAACCACAGAAGGGAAACAGAUACGAUCUCGGUCCAUUCUGGCUUAUGCGGGAGAAGAAGGUGGAACUCACUGUCCAAAUACAAGUGCUUUGCAAGAGGUGCGCAGCUGUAACGAGCAUCCCUGCACUGUGUAUCACUGGCAAACGGGUCCGUGGGGCCAGUGCAUUGAGGACACCUCGGUAUCAUCCUUCAACACAACUGCAGCUUGGAACAGGGAGGCCUCUUGCUCUGUUGGCAUGCAGACAAGAAAAGUCAUCUGUGUGCGGGUCAAUGUGGGCCAAGUGGGACCCAAAAAGUGUCCUGAAAGCCUUCGGCCUGAAACAGUGAGGCCCUGUCUGCUUCCUUGUAGGAAGGACUGUAUCGUGACCCCAUACAGCGACUGGACGACGUGCCCUUCCUCAUGCACAGAAGGGAAUUCCGGAGUCAAGAAGCAGUCUCGGCACCGGGUCAUCAUCCAGCUGCCAGCCAAUGGAGGCAGGGACUGCACUGAUCCUCUCUAUGAAGAGAAGGCCUGCGAGGCCCCUCAAAUGUGCCACAGCUACAGGUGGAAGACGCACAAAUGGCGCAGGUGCCAGCUGGUCCCUUGGAGCGUGCAGCAGGACAGCCCCGGAGCACAGGAGGGCUGUGGCCCCGGACGACAAGCCAGAGCCAUUACCUGUCGAAAGCAAGACGGAGGGCAGGCUGGCAUCCACGAAUGCCUCCAGCACGCAGGCCCGGUGCCAGCCCUCACCCAGGCCUGCCAGGUCCCCUGCCAAGACGACUGUCAGUUUACCAGCUGGUCCAAGUUUUCCUCAUGCAAUGGAGACUGUGGGGCAGUCAGGACCAGAAAGCGCGCUAUUGUUGGCAAAAGCAAAAAGAAGGAAAACUGUAAAAAUUCUCAGGUGUACCCACUGAUGGAGACUCAGUACUGUCCUUGUGACAAGUACAAUGCCCAGCCCGUGGGGAACUGGUCGGACUGCAUUUUGCCGGAGGGGAAAGUGGAAGUGCUGCUGGGAAUGAAAGUCCAGGGAGACAUCAAGGAGUGCGGCCAAGGCUAUCGUUACCAAGCCAUGGCGUGCUACGACCAGAACGGCCGGCUGGUGGAGACGUCCAGGUGUAACAGCCACGGUUACAUCGAAGAGGCCUGCAUCAUCCCCUGCCCCUCCGACUGCAAGCUCAGCGAGUGGUCCAACUGGUCCCGCUGCAGUAAGUCCUGUGGGAGCGGCGUGAAGGUUCGGUCUAAAUGGCUGCGUGAAAAGCCGUAUAAUGGAGGAAGGCCUUGCCCCAAACUGGACCAUGUCAACCAGGCACAGGUGUACGAGGUCGUCCCCUGCCAGAGUGACUGCAACCAGUACCUGUGGGUCACAGAGCCGUGGAGCGUGUGCAAGGUGACCUUUGUGAACAUGCCGGACAACUGCGGAGGGGGCGUGCAAACCCGAAAAGUGAGAUGCAUGCAGAACACGGCGGAUGGCCCUUCUGAGCACGUAGAGGAUUACCUCUGUGACCCAGAAGAGAUGCCCCUGGGUUCCAGAGAGUGCAAACUACCGUGUCCUGAGGACUGUGUGAUAUCCGAAUGGGGUCCUUGGACUCGAUGCACUUUGCCUUGCAAUCAAAGCAAUUUCCGGCAAAGGUCAGCUGAUCCCAUCAGACAACCCGCUACUGAGGGAAGAGUCUGUCCUGAUGCUGUUGAGAAGGAGCCCUGUAACCUGAACAGAAACUGCUUCCACUACGAUUAUAACGUAACAGAUUGGAGUACGUGCCAGCUGAGUGAGAAGGCAGUUUGUGGAAAUGGCAUUAAAACAAGGAUGUUGGACUGUGUUCGAAGUGAUGGCAAGUCAGUUGACCCGAAAUACUGUGAGGAGCUGGGCCUGGAGAAGAACUGGCAGAUGAACACAUCAUGCAUGGUGGAAUGCCCGGUCAACUGCCAGCUGUCCGAGUGGUCUCCUUGGUCAGAAUGUUCUCAAACAUGUGGCCUCACAGGGAAAAUGAUCCGAAGACGGACAGUGACACAGCCCUUUCAGGGUGACGGAAGGCCGUGCCCCGCCCUGAUGGAGCAGUCCAAGCCUUGCCCAGUGAAGCCCUGCUAUCGGUGGCAAUAUGGCCAGUGGUCUCCAUGCCAAGUGCAGGAUGCCCAGUGUGGAGAAGGGAGCAGAACAAGAAACAUUUCUUGUGUCGUGAGUGAUGGGUCGGUUGAUGAUCUCAGCAAAGCAGUGGAUGAAGAAUUCUGUGCUGAUGUUGAACCCAUUAUAGAUGGGAAUAAAAAAGUGGUCUUAGAGGAAACCUGCACCCAGCCUUGCCCAGGUGACUGUUAUUUGAAGGACUGGUCUUCAUGGAGCCUGUGUCAGCUGACCUGUGUGAAUGGUGAGGACCUCGGCUUUGGUGGAAUACAGGUCCGUUCCAGAGCAGUGAUUAUACAAGAACUAGAGAAUCAACACCUGUGCCCAGAGCAGAUGUUAGAAACAAGAUCAUGUGAUGAUGGACAGUGUUAUGAGUAUAAAUGGAUGGCAAGUGCUUGGAAAGGCUCUUCCCGAACAGUCUGGUGUCAAAGGUCUGAUGGUGUAAAUGUAACAGGGGGCUGUUUGGUGGUUCACCAGCCUGAUGCCGACAGGUCUUGUCACCCGCCGUGUAGCCAACCCCACUCGUACUGUAGCGAGACGAGGGCGUGCAGUUGUGAAGAGGGGUACACAGAAGUCCUGUCUUCCAACGGGACGCUGGAGCAGUGCACUCUGAUCCCCGUGGUGGCGAUCCCCACCGUGGAGGACAAGAGAGCAGACGUGAAAACCAGCCGGGCAGUGCACCCAACCCAGCCCUCCCGGAACCCGGAAGGACGAGGCAGGACCUGGUUUCUACAGCCACUGGGGCCAGAUGGGAGACUAAAGACCUGGGUUUACGGUGUAGCGGCUGGGGCAUUGGUGUUACUCAUCUUUAUUGUCUCCAUGAUUUAUCUAGCUUGCAAAAAGCCAAAGAAGCCCCAAAGAAGGCAAAACAACCGACUGAAACCUUUGACUUUAGCCUAUGAUGGCGAUGCAGACAUGUAA
Pipistrellus nathusii (Nathusius's pipistrelle) is the source of this 4989-nucleotide messenger RNA. The record is from the annotation of a GenBank genome assembly. Lineage: Eukaryota; Metazoa; Chordata; Mammalia; Chiroptera; Vespertilionidae.